ACGCACGCGUCCCAUACCUGCAUAGAGCUCCCAGUAUUCUUGAGGACCGUCCGGUAUCGAACGUCGCAAUAUCCCGCACGCACUGCACCAAGACGGAGCCGAUACCGAAAAUAAUUCACAUCCCUUCAACCAAAAAAUAUUAUAAAAUCCAGGAUUUUGCAACCAUUAAUCGAAAUGUUUGUCAAAAGAAUGCGUCCAGUAAGGUUCCUCCCCCUUCUGUAUGCAGUUUGCCAUCUGACCCUGGCUUUCCCCGCGCAAACAGGAUACUCAGAAGAUGACAACCGACAACUCCAGGUCACCAUCUCCAAGGCAACCCCGAUCUCCACUGCACACCUGGGAGGCUCCAUCACAAUCCCCUGUCUGGUGUCCAUGUCCCCUGGGCCCCCCUCGUCCUCCUUGCCCCCCAUCCUGCCCCGGGUCAAGUGGAGCGUGUUGCAUGAUGGGGAGCAGGAGGAGACAGAGAUCCUAGUGGCGCGGGGUCAAAGGGUGAAGGUCAACGAGGCCUACAGAGAACGAGCCUCCCUGGUCAACUUUGCAGACUCGCCCGAGAACCUCUCCCUCUGGCUGGGGGAGCUGCGCUCAACAGACACAGGGCACUACCGCUGCGAGGUGCAGCAGGGCCUGGACGACGCCAGUGACUUCACACAGAUCAAGGUCAAAGGUGUGGUCUUCCACUACAGACACGCCUCUGGCCGCUAUGCAUUUUCGUUCAGUGAGGCCCAGGCGGCGUGCGAGGGCAUUGGGGCACACAUCGCUACUCCCGACCACCUUCUGGCAGCCUACUACGAUGGCUAUGAGCAGUGUGACGCCGGCUGGCUCGCUGAUCAAUCUGUCAGAUAUCCAAUCCAAGUUCCCCGGGAAGGUUGCUAUGGUGACAUGGAUGGCCGCCCAGGAGUGAGGAACUAUGGGACGCUGGAACCAGAGGAACUGUUUGAUGUGUAUUGUUAUGUGGAGCAUAUUGAUGGGGAGGUGUUCCAUGGCUCUGCCCCAAAGCAGCUGUCAUUGGAUGAGGCUUGGGCGUACUGCGAGAAGGAAGGGGCAAAGCUGGCUACCACAGGGCAGCUGUACAUGGCGUGGAGUGAGGGUCUGGACCGCUGCAACCCUGGCUGGCUGUCUGAUGGCAGUGUGCGCUACCCCAUCAUCACCCCUAGAGAGCGCUGUGGAGGGCCUCAGGCAGGGGUCAAGACCCUGUAUCGCUACAGCAACCAGACAGGCUUCCCAGAAUCAUCCAGCCGCCAUGAUGUUUACUGUUUCAGAGGUAAUGGGAAUCCUCACACUGAUGCCCCCAUGGACUACAUGGCCACUGAACCAGAGGACAUCGGACAAGAUAUUGUCGUUAUUAUGGAGCCUGCCGAGGAGCUCCAUCUGAGCCAGGAUCCAGAGCAAAUGGAGCGAGAGGCCCAGAGUGUCCUGGAAUCCCUCCCUGUCUUUCAGUCAGCUCCUGCUCGGGAGGACCUGCAGGGGACUCCCCCUACUGCCAUGUUAAGCACAGAGGUCCCACUCACCCGUACAGCCUCCACCCAGGACCUCCUCCAGCCCUUUGAUGAGACUUCACUUCCUGUAGAAGAAGACUACCACUCCCAAGAUCCUACUUCACUACCCAACACCUCCAGUGAGCCAGACUCCCUCUCCGAAGGAGACUAUCAUUCCCAGCAUCCUACUUCACUACCCAACACCUCCAGUGAGCCAGACUCCCUCUCCGAAGGAGACUAUCAUUCCCAGCAUCCUACUUCACUUCCCAGCACCUCCAGUGAGCCAGACUCCCUCCACGAAGGAGAUUAUCACUCCCAGAAUCCUACUUCACUACCCAGCACCUCCAGUGAGUCAGACUCCCUCCACAAAGGAGACUAUCACUCCCAGCAUCCUACUUCACUUCCCAGCACCGCCAGUGAGCCAGACUCCCUCUCCGAAGGAGACUAUCAUUCCCAGCAUCCUACUUCACUACCCAACACCUCCAGUGAGCCAGACUCCCUCUCCGAAGGAGACUAUCAUUCCCAGCAUCCUACUUCACUUCCCAGCACCUCCAGUGAGUCAGACUCCCUCCACAAAGGAGACUAUCACUCCCAGCAUCCUACUUCACUUCCCAGCACCUCCAGUGAGCCAGACUCCCUCCACGAAGGAGACUAUCACACCCAGUAUACUACUUCACUACCCAGCACCUCCAGUGAGCCAGACUCCUUCCCCGAAGGAGACUAUCACUCCCAGAAUUCUAGUUCAUUACCCAGCACCUCCAGUGUGCCAGAGUCCUUCCACGAAGGAGACUAUCACUCCCAGCAUCCUACUUCAUUACCCAGUACCUCCAGCGUGCCAAACUCCUUCCACGAAGGCAACUCCAGUCUCUACCGGCUCGAGCUGGAAACGACCCCAGAAUUCCCAGAGCCGUCCUACGAGCCACACAGACAUUACCAGCCGAUGCCAGAGAUUAACCCGGAGGAACCCGACUACCAGCAGUCAGGAUCUUCCAAGCACUUCCAGCCGAUGCCAGAGACCAACCUGGAGUUGGAUCAACUGGAAGCCAACUACAGCACAACAGCAGGUAACCAGAGUCAUCGGGAGAAUGCACAAGAGACUACCACAAUGACCUUUGACCCCAUAGAGAAUGCUACCGAGGCACAUGACCCCACUGCAGAGAGGAGGCACAAAGAGGCGAUUGUGGGAGAACCUGAGGAGACAUCCAUCUCGACUGAGUCCCCGGUAGAGCUUGAUCCCCACCCAGUCUGGUCUACACUCUCCCCCCACGGAAAGGCAACCUCAGUGUGGUUGCCCCUGGAUGGAUCUGGAGAUGUGUCCCAAGAGAUAGACCUAGGUGUCCACCAGGGAAUCCACACAGACAGAUCCCCCACCUCUGAAUCCUCUGACUUCACCCCUCAAAUGUCUGCCUCCCCUGGAGCCACCAGCAUCCCCAGUGAGCAGCUGACAAGCGUUCCGCAUUCAAGCAGCAUCUCAUCUGGACUGGAUCAUUAUGAGGAGCUGGGACUGGAUGUGUACUCCACAGUAGCUGUGUACUCCACAGUAGGCCAUCCACAAGGAACCUCCCAGGGAACUUCCUCCGCUAGGCCGGAAGGCAGCACCAUUCUAGAUUUCGAGGGUAUCGUCAUUCCAGAGAGAUUGGAACCUUUAGGAGAAGUGAAGCUGACACUAGGGGAGUCGGAUGAGGAGCACCUGGGGUCUGGAGAGGGCAUAGCCACGACAGAGUCUCCAGACCUCUCCACCACCUCCCAGCUGCCUGUCGAGUUUACCACAAUGGGCUAUCAAACAACAACCAUGUCCAGAAUAGAGGUGGAUCCCACAACCAUGGACCCUGAAGAAGAUAGAAGUGGACAUGAGCCAGGCACUGAUGAACCAUCCCUGGGAGAAAAAGUUACCGUCUUCCCCCUUGAGUCGCAAACAACUAGCUGGGAUCUGCACCGCUCCACCUCUGCAUCCCAAGAGUCUCAGGAAGACCUUGAAUACAGCGGGGAACCCCCAUCCACCUCUUCCCAGACAGAGCUUCCAGACUCCUCAGCAGAAACUGAUCGGUUUGGGUCAGACUCCUUGUCCACCUCAAGUACGGAUCCCACCGCUGCCACUAUGUCCACAUCCACCAUGUACACAUCCACAGAGUGGGCCACACAGACCUGGAGCCCCACCACCUCCACCACACCAGGUCCCCCAGAAACAUCUGAGCCGGAGAGGGUGACAGCUCUUAUGCCCCCCGUGGAUGAGGGCCGGUUGGAUCUGGAAUUCGGCUUCACCCAGCCGCCCACCCUGCUCAUCUUGCCCAAUGAGAGGGCUGCUGUGGGCAGUGCCAGGAAGAUUUCAGAUGCCUGUCUGGAGGACCCCUGUGCCAACGGCGGCACCUGCGUUGAGAUGGGUGGGAGCACCACAUGCCUCUGUUUGCCCAGCUAUGGAGGUGACCUCUGUCAGACAGACCUGGAGCAGUGUGGGGUGGGCUGGCAAAAGUUCCAUGGGAACUGCUACAAGCACUUCAACCAGCGGCUGAUCUGGGAGGUGGCGGAGCAGCACUGUCGCAUGGUGGGGGGCCACCUGGUGUCAAUCAUGACCCCUGAGGAGCAGGACUUCAUUAACAAUAACUAUAAGGAGUAUCAGUGGACUGGACUGAACGACAAGACCAUCGAGGGGGAUUUCCGCUGGUCCGAUGGUAACCCAUUGCUCUAUGAGAACUGGUACAGGGGCCAGCCUGACAGUUACUUCCUGUCUGGAGAGGACUGUGUGGUGAUGGUAUGGCAUGAUGCCGGGCGCUGGAGUGACGUGCCCUGCAACUACCACCUGGCCUACACCUGCAAGAAAGGCACCUCUUCAUGUGGCCCUCCCCCCAAAGUCCGGAACGCAUCUGCGUUUGGCAAAAUUCGCCAGAGGUACGAGACAGACGCGGUUGUGCGCUACUACUGUGCCCAGGGCUUCCAGCAGAGACAAAACCCUCUGGUCAAGUGCCUGCCAGGUGGCAAGUGGGAGGAGCCCCAGAUCCUCUGCAUCGCUGGGGCAGGAAGCACAGCACAGAUAGCAGGAGUAACAUCACCAACCACAGGAAACCAGGAGCUGGCUGAAGAGGAAUCACAAACAACAAAGAAAACGCUUCAAUACUGGGACAUCAAGUGGAACUUUUAAAUUCCAUACCAUGUCCCAUUACACUUCAAUAGUUUUCUUUCCUCAUUGACCAGAGAUCUGAAAUGGCUGAACAUGUGAAGGCAAUAGGGUGAUAUUGAAGGAAAGGAGACAAGGAAAGAGUAUUGGGACACAUGGUCAGUCAGGCAUAACCUCUUCCAUUCCUACUCUCCUCCCCAAAGCACAUCGAUCUGAAUCUGUUGUUGGAAUAGCCUGGGCUUUAGGGUCUCUUGUAGCCCUACAUAGGAUGCCAUGAAUUGCAAUGGUGUGCUAGAACGCGGAACCCGGAACAUAUUCCGUGAAAAGUCCUUAGGCUUUCAGAAAAUCCUAUCACUGAGGCAUAUCUAUAAACCCUAACUCCUUGUCCAUCCAUCUGAAUUGUACAGUAUAUAUACAAAAGUGUGUGGACACCCCUUCAAAUUUGUCUAUUCGGCUA
Messenger RNA from Coregonus clupeaformis (lake whitefish), 5041 nucleotides. RefSeq names its product brevican core protein-like. The transcript has 14 exons. Bases 175 to 4608 code for a protein of 1477 amino acids. Gene Ontology annotation, biological process: cell adhesion. The record is from RefSeq and is a predicted model, not a curated record. Lineage: Eukaryota; Metazoa; Chordata; Actinopteri; Salmoniformes; Salmonidae. Gene Ontology annotation, molecular function: hyaluronic acid binding.